AAUUUUUGAGUUGAAAGGAAGUUCAGGAAGAGAAAAUAAUGCCACCAUCAUGAGUUUAAGGAAUACUAUCAAGUCAAUUAAACGGAAAGGACCAGAUCCUGUCAAAGUGAAAACAUCAGUUUUUGGAUUAUUAGUGAACACAUCGACAAUCCAUGGAGUGAAAUAUAUCGGUGACUUGCACAGUCCGAAAACAACCAGAACAUUCUGGAUUAUUGCAUUUUGUUUGUCGAUUCUCGGUUGUGUUUAUUAUGCAACUCAAGUUUAUGAUAAAUGGUACAUAACACCUGAUAUUGGAUUAAAAGUAAGGUUCAAUUCUUCAAGGACGGUUCCAUUUCCAGCUGUAACUAUAUGUCCGCAAUCUAAGAUCAAAGGAAAUUUCUUGGACUACAACAAAGCAUUGACGACUGCAUUUACAGAAGGCGAAAUGGGAGAUGAUUCAAGAAAAUAUUUCGAAUUGGCAUUGCCACUUUGUACAGCCAGUCACAUUAACCUAAUCAAGCUUUUCAAUCCAAAGUAUUUAACAAAUGUGGCACUAAAUGGAACUGAUUUUAUCUCAACCAUGUCAGAAGUCCAAUUUCCUUUAAACCAGACAUUUGUUGGAAUUAAAACAGAAAAAGGAUUUUUGACUGAAAAUUUUGAGGAUGCAGUUGAUCGAGUAAUGACAAGUGAAGGAUUUUGUGCUACUUAUAAUCUACAGGACUAUCCAUUGCUGUUCAGACAAGACAAAGAUCUCAGUUCAGACUUUGACAGCUACAAGAAUAACAGAAGUUCAACUUGGAAUCCACUUGAUGGCUACAAAAAUGACGAAACUGAUCAAUAUCCAAAAAGAAUCUUCAGUGGAACUAAAAGUAAAAUUGUGUUCUUGUUAGCUCAAAGCGGAAAUGAUAUCGAUGAAGCCUGUUUAGGUCCAGAGCAAGGAUUCAAGAUUUAUUGGCACAUGCCAAAUGAGAUUCCAUCAUAUAUGCACAGAUCAGUCGUUGUUGGAGUUGAAAAGUCAAAAACUUUGGUCAUGAAAGCGACACAAGUUCGUAGUUCCGAUGAUUUACAACGAUAUGAUGCAAACCAACGUCGAUGCUUCUUUGAGGAUGAAAAGCCACUCCAAUUCUUCAAAUCUUAUACAAAAACUCAUUGUGACAUGGAAUGCUUGACAAACUACACACUGACUAAAUGUGGAUGUGUAAAAUAUUUCAUGCCAAGGAACUCGUCAACUCCAGUUUGUGACAUAACAAAGCUUGAAUGUGCUGAAGAUGCAAAUGAUAAUUGGCUGGAAAAUGAUCAAAGUUACAGAGAGAAUGCAAUGCCAUGCAACUGUUAUCCAUCAUGUUCGACUAUCAAGUAUGAUGUGCUGUCAAGUAUGGACAUGGAUUUUAAGACGGAAAAGACAUUGAAAAUUUUUGGAGACGAUGCACAAUUUUAUGAAGAUUUUCCUAAUGGAACUAUUUCAAGAUUUGUGAUUGAAUUUGAAGACUUUCUAAUUGAGGCUCAGGAGAACUUUUUGGGAUAUAAAAUGCAACAUUUUAUUUCCGAUUGCGGAGGUCUUCUUGGACUCUUUAUGGGAUGCUCCAUUCUGUCCCUUGUCGAGCUCUUUUACCAGCUUUUUGUAACACUUUUCAUGAAAUCAAAUCCAAAUCAGAUUGCUGAGAAAAAGGAGGAAACUCCACCAACACCAAAAAAGGACAAUCGAACAAUUGUUUUUGUUGAAGCUGACGAAGACAAGGAAAAUGAGAAAAAUGAAUAAUUUUCAAAUUUAAAAAACUAUUUAAAAGUUAUAAAUAAAUUUAUUUGGAUGUUAUUGACGUACAUCGUAACAACUAAUUCAGUUUUUAAUCUAAAUUCAAAUUUAAUCCAAUCUGUAUUAUUGAACUGUUGAAAGUAAUGAGUAAAGCAGUUAAGUGCCUGGCUGGUCGAAUAGGUAAGGCGCUUGGCUCAAAUUUGGUUUGGUAACUCGAAGGUCGUCGGUUCGAAUCCAGCCUUUUCCAAAUUUGUUCUUUUUCAGAAGUUUAGAUACUUCGACUGCUUAAUGUACGAGAUCAAGCCAUAAUUAAGCAUUUAGGGCAACGUUGGAUUAAGGAACGGAUCAGGAACUUGAAGUGUAAUGGGAGAAAUAGGAACGAGAGCUACAAGAUUACCUUAAAAUGGAAUAUUGUCAGAACGGACCUGAAAUGUAUCACGUCACGCCCACAGAAGAUUGAAACGAGAGCCUGAAUUUAAUCGAAAACCUAGAUUUGAAGAUUAGAACCUUGAUUCUACGUCACCCAUAGUGAUAUGAAAUGUAUCACUAAUCAAUGUAAAAAGUAAAACAUGUAUAAAUACUAAUUCUUCCGGACGGUAACGUCGACAAAUAAAUAAUAAUAAAUAAUAAUGAGCCUGGGACCGUUGUUGAUUAUCAGGGUUGCAUCCAUAAUUUUUUUGAGGGUUGUUUUUUUAAAAAAACCCCGAAUUUCAAUUUUUAAAAUAAAGUUGAAUUAUUCCGAAUAAAAAUCUAAUACACUUUAGUAAUAAAAUUUGAUAAAUACCGAAUAAAAACUAAUACAGAAAGAAUCUUAAAAGAAC
This is a messenger RNA of Chironomus riparius, 2553 nucleotides long. The record is from the annotation of a GenBank genome assembly. Lineage: Eukaryota; Metazoa; Arthropoda; Insecta; Diptera; Chironomidae.